Fragaria vesca subsp. vesca is the source of this 2238-nucleotide messenger RNA. RefSeq lists its product as uncharacterized. Lineage: Eukaryota; Viridiplantae; Streptophyta; Magnoliopsida; Rosales; Rosaceae. The transcript is spliced from 7 exons. Bases 1 to 2238 code for a protein of 745 amino acids. The record is from RefSeq and is a predicted model, not a curated record.
AUGAAGCCCCACUCCAACACUGGCUUCGCCGCUAGUCCACUCCACGUCACCUCUCCUCCCCGAUCCUCACCGCGAAUCUCUCUCCGGCGACAGCUCAUCCACGUUUUCCGGCGAGUAUCCUACACCAAACGCCGCCAAACCAGCAUCUCCGUCAUUCUCCGCCGCAGUCCUUCCUCGAAUUCCGAUGAAAACUACUCAGACGAAGCUGGCCGGAGGAGUUCGCUCACGAGGAGACAAGCGCUGCUCUUGCCGUCGCUGGCGCUCGGCGCCUGGUUUCUCAAAUCGGCCGUGGCGAGUGCGGACGACUCUCCUCCGCCGUCCGCGCCGUCAAUGACGGUGCCGGUGCCGGUGCCGAGAGCCGAGGAGUUGAAGAAAGAGGAGGAGGUGAUAACGUCGAGGAUUUACGACGCGACGGCGAUCGGAGAGCCGAUGGCGGUGGGGAAGGACAAGAGCAAGGUCUGGGAGAAGGUGAUGAACGCUCGGAUUGUGUAUCUAGGGGAAGCCGAACAGGUUCCGAUUCGCGACGAUAAGGAAUUGGAGCUUGAGAUUGUGAGGAAUUUGAACAAGAGGUGCUUGGAGAGUGAGAGAGCCUUGUCUUUGGCUCUUGAAGCUUUUCCUUGUGAUCUUCAGGAGCAGCUCAAUCAGUACAUGAACAAAAGCAUAGAUGGUGAAGCUUUGAAGUCGUACACUUCACAUUGGCCGCCGCAACGCUGGCAGGAGUAUGAGCCUCUUCUGAGUUACUGCCGAGAUAAUGGAGUUCGGAUUGUGGCUUGUGGUACUCCACUCGCGGUCUUACGGACUGUACAAGCGGAGGGAAUACAUGGGCUUUCAAAGGCUGAUCGUAAAAUGUAUGCUCCCCCAGCAGGUUCGGGGUUCAUCUCAGGCUUCACUUCGAUCGCUCGCAGAUCGCCAGUUGAUAGCAAUUCUCCGAAUCAGAUUGUUCCAUUUGGGCCAAGCUCGUAUCUAUCUGCACAAACAAGAGUGGUUGAGGAUUAUACCAUGUCCAAGAUUAUCUUAAAGGCCAUGAAAGGUGGAGGAGCAAGUGGUUUGCUAGUGGUGGUGACAGGUGCAAGCCAUGUCAAGUAUGGGCUUAGAGGGACUGGAUUGCCAGCCAGAAUUUCAAAAAAGAUGCAAAAGAAAAACCAAGUAGUUAUAUUACUUGAUCCUGAAAGACAGGACAUACGGCGAGAGGGAGAAGUUCCUGUUGCUGAUUUCUUGUGGUAUUCUGCUGCCAGAGCCUGCAAUAGGAAUUGUUUUGAUCGUGCUGAAAUUGCUCGAGUUAUGAAUGCGGCAGGCAGGAAAAGAGAUGCUCUUCCACAGGACCUUCAGAAAGGACUGGAUCUUGGUUUGGUAUCUCCAGAGGUAUUACAGAACUUCUUUGAUCUGGAGCAAUAUCCUCUUGUUUCAGAACUUACUCAACGUUUCCAGGGUUUCAGGGAAAGAUUGUUGGCAGAUCCCAAAUUCUUGCAUAGAUUAGCUAUAGAAGAAUCUAUAUCAAUAACAACUACUUUAAUAGCACAAUAUGAGAGGCGCAAAGAAAAUUUCUUUGAGGAGCUGGACUACGUGAUCACGGAUACUUUAAGGGGGAUAGUUGUUGAUUUUUUUACAGUGUGGCUUCCUGCUCCAACAUUGUCAUUCCUUUCAUAUGCUGAUGAAAUGGAUGUCCCUGAUAGCAUGGACGCUAUUAAAGGUCUUCUUGGGUCCAUUCCAGAUAAUGCUUUUCAGAAGAGUCUUGUGGGGCAGGAUUGGAGUAUCAAUCAUAGACUUGCAUCUGUGCUUUUGGGUGGUCUGAAACUAGCUAGUGUUGGAUUUAUUUCCAGUAUCGGGGCUGUUGCUUCCUCAAAUAUUCUAUUUGCAGUUCGCAAAUUCAUUAAUCCAGCUCUGGUUACUGAUCAGCAAAAGAAAAGAAGCCCAAUACUUAAAACAGCAAUAAUCUAUGGAGGCUUUCUCGGAACAUCAGCAAAUCUCCGUUAUCAGAUUAUUGCAGGACUAGUGGAGCAUAGACUUUCUGACGAAUUUUCUUCUCAAACAUUACUCGUAAAUAUGAUCUCUUUUCUUUCUCGGACAAUAAACUCUUACUGGGGAACUCAGCAAUGGAUUGAUCUUGCACGCUUUAGUGGACUGCAAGCUUCGAAGAGUGAACCGUCGAUUUACCAAACAUCGGGUUCUACUAACCAGGUUGCAUUGGAAUGUAACAACACAGAGGAAACAAGUGUAGAUGAAAUCCAAAACAAAUGA